Messenger RNA from Coregonus sp. 'balchen', 6945 nucleotides. The record is from the annotation of a GenBank genome assembly. Lineage: Eukaryota; Metazoa; Chordata; Actinopteri; Salmoniformes; Salmonidae.
AUGAACACAACCGAGGCCACCAGCAAAGACUAUUACGAUGACUAUUAUGGCCACAUGAACAGCCCCUGUAGCACUGGCACCAGUCUAACCCGAGGGACCAACUACCAGCCCAUUCUCUUCUACCUGGUGUUCACCCUGGGUCUGACAGGCAACAGUCUGGUGCUCUGGGUCCUCCUCAAGUACAUGAAACUGAAGACCAUGACAGACAUCUGUCUGCUGAACCUAGCCCUAUCUGACCUGCUCCUCGCCCUCUCUCUGCCUCUCUGGGCCUACAACGCCCAGGGUCAUGAGUUUGAAGGGGACAGUCCGUGUAAGAUCAUGGCUGGUGUCUACCAGGUGGGCUUCUACAGCAGCAUCCUGUUUGUGACCCUGAUGAGUGUGGAUCGCUACCUGGCCAUUGUUCACGCCGUGGCCGCCAUGAGGGCCAGGACGCUGCGUUAUGGAGCGCUGGCGUGCGUCAUCGUCUGGGUAGCGUCCAUUGCCGCUGCUCUCCCUGAGGUCAUCUUCGCAGCGAUGGUGAAGGAGAAUGACGAGGAGAGUGGUUCAAGUUGCCAGCGGAUUUACCCAGAGGACACAGAGAAGACAUGGAAGUUGUUCCGGAACUUUGGUGAAAACGGAGUGGGACUCAUCCUAUGUCUGCCCAUAAUGGUAUUUUGUUACAUCAGUAUUCUCACUGUACUACAGAGGUUAAGGAACUCCAAAAAAGACAGGGCCAUGAAACUGAUAUUCGCCAUUGUGGUUGUGUUUAUAGUCUCCUGGGUCCCUUACAAUGUUGUGGUUUUCCUCCGGACCCUUCAGAUGUUUGACAUUGGGAAUAGCUGUGAGGUUUCAACACAGGUUGAUACAGCUAUGGAGGUGACAGAGACCAUAGCGCUGGCUCACUGCUGUGUCAACCCAGUCAUCUACGCUUUUGUAGGAGAGAAAUUCAGAAAGUGUUUGGGCACUGUGCUCUCUAGAUAUCCAUUGUGUAAAAAGCUCAGCAAACAUGCAAUGGGGAGCAGCAGAGCUUCAGAAAACGAGACUUCUAACACACCUGUGUGAUUCUACUGCUGAAAGACGAUACUUCCACUGCUGAAAACCUGUUUGAUGCAUUUUCACUGACAAAAACACUUCAGUUGGAAAGCAGCAGGUCGAGCAGAAGACCAAUUUCUGUGUCGUUUGGAAUAAUGAAGUAUUCGUCUUCGUCUUCUGAACACAAACCUGCAUAUAAAUUAAGUGUAACUGUAUAAUAUUUAACUGUAAAUGUAUUUUGAUGAGCUCUGACUAUUUGCUCGAGCGUGAUGGGCUGUUUAUGUUUUGAUUACCCAUGUACUUAUUUCAUGUACAGUAUAGGCCAGCACACAUUUUUGAUAUAGCAUAAUAUUAAUAUGUUUUGCAUAGAGAUUACAGUGGGGGAAAAAAGUAUUUAGUCAGCCACCAAUUGUGCAAGUUCUCCCACUUAAAAAGAUGAGAGAGGCCUGUAAUUUUCAUCAUAGGUACACGUCAACUAUGACAGACAAAUUGAGAAAAGAAAAUCCAGAAAAUCACAUUGUAGGAUUUUUAAUGAAUUUAUUUGCAAAUUAUGGUGGAAAAUAAGUAUUUGGUCACCUACAAACAAGCAAGAUUUCUGGCUCUCACAGACCUAUAACUUCUUCUUUAAGAGGCUCCUCUGUCCUCCACUCCUUACCUGUAUUAAUGGCACCUGUUUGAUCUUGUUAUCAGUAUAAAAGACACCUGUCCACAACCUCAAACAGUCACACUCCAAACUCCACUAUGGCCAAGACCAAAGAGCUGUCAAAGGACACCAGAAACAAAAUUGAAGACCUGCACCAGGCUGGGAAGACUGAAUCUGCAAUAGGUAAGCAGCUUGGUUUGAAUAAAUCAACUGUGGGAGCAAUUAUUAGGAAAUGGAAGACAUACAAGACCACUGAUAAUCUCCCUUGAUCUGGGGCUCCACGCAAGAUCUCACCCCGUGGGGUCAAAAUUAUCACAAAAACGGUGAGCAAAAAUCCCAGAACCACACGGGGGGACCUAGUGAAUGACCUGCAGAGAACUGGGACCAAAGUAACAAAGCCUACCAUAAGUAACACACUACGCCGCCAGGGACUCAAAUCCUGCAGUGCCAGACGUGUCCCCCUGCUUAAGCAGGCCCGUCUGAAGUUUGCUUGAGUGCAUUUGGAUGAUCCAGAAGAGGAUUGGGAGAAUGUCAUAUGGUCAGAUGAAACCAAAAUAAAACUUUUUGGUAAAAACUAAACUCGUCGUGUUUGGAGGACAAAGAAUGCUGAGUUGCAUCCAAAGAACACCGAGAACCUGUUUGAUGCAUUUUCACUGACAAAAACACUUCAGUUGGAAAGCAGCAGGUCGAGCAGAAGACCAAUUUCUGUGUCGUUUGGAAUAAUGAAGUAUUCGUCUUCGUCUUCUGAACACAAACCUGCAUAUAAAUUAAGUGUAACUGUAUAAUAUUUAACUGUAAAUGUAUUUUGAUGAGCUCUGACUAUUUGCUCGAGCGUGAUGGGCUGUUUAUGUUUUGAUUACCCAUGUACUUAUUUCAUGUACAGUAUAGGCCAGCACACAUUUUUGAUAUAGCAUAAUAUUAAUAUGUUUUGCAUAGAGAUUACAGUGGGGGAAAAAAGUAUUUAGUCAGCCACCAAUUGUGCAAGUUCUCCCACUUAAAAAGAUGAGAGAGGCCUGUAAUUUUCAUCAUAGGUACACGUCAACUAUGACAGACAAAAUCAGAUUUUUUUUCUCCAGAAAAUCACAUUGUAGGAUUUUUAAUGAAUUUAUUUGCAAAUUAUGGUGGAAAAUAAGUAUUUGGUCAAUAACAAAAGUUUCUCAGUACUUUGUUAUAUACCCUUUUUUGGCAAUGACACAGGUCAAACGUUUUCUGUAAGUCUUCACAAGGUUUUCACACACUGUUGCUGGUAUUUUGGCCCAUUCCUCCAUGCAGAUCUCCUCUAGAGCAGUGAUGUUUUGGGGCUGUCGCUGGGCAACAUGGACUUUCAACUCCCUCCAAAGAUUUUCUAUGGGGUUGAGACCUGGAGACUGGCUAGGCCACUCCAGGACCUUGAAAUGCUUCUUACGAAGCCACUCCUUCGUUGCCCGGGCGGUGUGUUUGGGAUCAUUGUCAUGCUGAAAGACCCAGCCACGUUUCAUCUUCAAUGCCCUUGCUGAUGGAAGGAGGUUUUCACUCAAAAUCUCACGAUACAUGGCCCCAUUCAUUCUUUCCUUUACAAGGAUCAGUCGUCCUGGUCCCUUUGCAGAAAAACAGCCCCAAAGCAUGAUGUUUCCACCCCCAUGCUUCACAGUAGGUAGUGUGUUCUUUGGAUGCAACUCAGCAUUCUUUGUCCUCCAAACACGACGAGUUAAGUUUUUACCAAAAAGUUAUAUUUUGGUUUCAUCUGACCAUAUGACAUUCUCCCAAUCCUCUUCUGGAUCAUCCAAAUGCACUCUAGCAAACUUCAGACGGGCCUGCUUAAGCAGGGGGACACGUCUGGCACUGCAGGAUUUGAGUCCCUGGCGGCGUAGUGUGUUACUGAUGGUAGGCUUUGUUACUUUGGUCCCAGCUCUCUGCAGGUCAUUCACUAGGUCCCCCCGUGUGGUUCUGGGAUUUUUGCUCACCGUUCUUGUGAUAAUUUUGACCCCACGGGGUGAGAUCUUGCGUGGAGCCCCAGAUCGAGGGAGAUUAUCAGUGGUCUUGUAUGUCUUCCAUUUCCUAAUAAUUGCUCCCACAGUUGAUUUAUUCAAACCAAGCUGCUUACCUAUUGCAGAUUCAGUCUUCCCAGCCUGGUGCAGGUCUUCAAUUUUGUUUCUGGUGUCCUUUGACAGCUCUUUGGUCUUGCCCAUAGUGGAGUUUGGAGUGUGACUGUUUGAGGUUGUGGACAGGUGUCUUUUAUACUGAUAACAAGUUCAAACAGGUGCCAUUAAUACAGGUAACGAGUGGAGGACAGAGGAGCCUCUUAAAGAAGAAGUUACAGGUCUGUGAGAGCCAGAAAUCUUGCUUGUUUGUAGGUGACCAAAUACUUAUUUUCCACCAUAAUUUGCAAAUACAUUCAUAAAAAAUCCUACAAUGUGAUUUUCUGGAUUUUCUUUUCUCAAUUUGUCUGUCAUAGUUGACGUGUACCUAUGAUGAAAAUUACAGGCCUCUCUCAUCUUUUUAAGUGGGAGAACUUGCAAAAUUGGUGGCUGACUAAAUACUUUUUUCCCCCACUGUAUCUCAACUUUUAUUCUUAUUGUAUGCACACAUUUUUGUUAUAACAUUAAAGUACAACCAGGGGCAGUGUUGUGGCCAGAGGACUGCUGCUGGAUAGCCAGUGGUUAUCUGGCUACUCAUUGGCUACAUUUGCAGGCCAAAUAUUAUUUUGGUUGAAUUUUGACCCUCCUUUGGAUGAGGACCUGUUUUGGUAUUAACUUGAACCUGGACAUCCAGUCCGGAAUUUGACCUUUCUGGGGGGUUUUCUCAAUAAAUAAGCCUGAGAAUUAUGUUGUGCUCAAACAUAUUUGCUCUGCAUUGUGUUUUCAUUUUAUGAUGCUGCUGUACACCCCUACACUCCAGCCUGCUCCACAAUACAUUUUAUUCAGUUGAAGAUGCUAAAUUCAAAGAUGAGACAGACAACAAUCCUGCUUAAUCUGUCAAUAGGUUCAAAUCUUCUUUACAGUAGUUUUACUUAGAACUUGUUUCACCCAGAAAACUCACACAUCAAUCUAGUCAACAUAGAAUGUAUUUCAAUUGUUCUAAGACAGGAAUUAUAUCAGCAGUCACCAUAUUUUCAAAAUGGAAGCUAGCAAUGAUGCUAGAACCAACACAAAAUUAUUUCAAAGUGUUCAGCUAACCGCUUCUCAGUAAAGUUAGUUGCCUAAGCAACACUAUGAGUAUGCAUCAUCCACAGGAUAUCCUGCUUUGUGGUGAACAUGUCUGCAGUGCAGAUCAAGCCGUUGGGAAUAGUGACACUGUUCAAAUAAGAUAAUACAUUAUUGAUCUCUAAAAAGGGUCCACAGUGUUCAAUAAACUAAACCUGCAACAUGGAUUCCUCCAGGUUCCUGUAGUGAACAUUGCAUUCAUGAUGCAAAGGGGAUGUGCAGGUACAAAUGCAUGCCAUUUGGACUUAAAUCUGCACCCAUUUAUGCAGUAUGGUUUGGCCACAUAUACCCCUGCCCCACCCCCCACCCCUGCCAAAGACCUCUGAUGGAGAAAAAAAACCUGCAGACAUAGGAUCCCUGCAGCUCCCAGAACUACUGUCAUUAGUGUAUAACCUCCAAAGAGAGAACUCAACCCAGUUUGACAGUGAGUAUAUGGUGCUUACUAUAUGUGAGGGUUGGUUUCAGGAUGCUUUGCAAAAGUUACUUUGUGCAUAGUGUUGUACAGUAUGUUGAAUUUCCCACAUAGUGUCUCUGCAGGCUUCAGCUUUAUGCCAUUCAAGUAAUUUUUUCACGUUAUUUUUGUAACUUCAUUUUAUUAGCAACUUUCAUUAAAUUAUUUGCAGUCCUGUAAUUAGCAAUGAAUAAAAAAAAAACAUUUCUGUGGUCAUUUUUUACAUUUUAUUUCAGGGAUGAAUAUCACUGGAUAUCCUGUUCACACCAUGGCAAGGUGGAACUUUAUAUUUUAUAUUUUACAAAUAGCUCUAUUUGAAAAUUAAUAGUAUAAUCAAUUAAUACAUUUAUCAUAAUAACUUAUAAUAAUUACAUAAUUGCUGUAAAUAAUGUAAUGUCAUAUGUUAUACUGUAUAAAAUGGGCCAUUGAUACGUUCGCCUGUAAUAGAGAAGCUCAAAUCAUUGGUAAUGAAUUCUAGGGGGAACACCACAACCAUUACCUUCAGCGCUGUGAGUGUUAAGAAUGGGAAUUCAUCCUGUUGUACAUUUGAUAAUUAAUCCAGUUACUCAUUUGAGAACUCAUCCAGUUAUGCAUAUGGGUAAGUUAAGGUCUAGAUAGAAUGUCUUGACUUUAAGAAACACACAUUUUGAGGAAAGAGUGCAAUUGGUGUUACAGAAUUUCUGCCCAAUCUUCCAAUCAUGUUUUAAAAAAUGAAAUGUUGCUCAUAGAAAUAAAGUACUAUUUGCAUUUACUCCAUUGUACUGUAUAUAUUGUUGUUGGUGGACCACAUUCUGAUAAUAAGCACAUCUUUCAAACAGUGGCUUUAAGAAUGUGCAUUCUUAUCAUUGCUGCUUGGUUAAUUCUCCUCUUCUGAUCUUUUACAGCACACAUUUUGCAGACGCAUCUGAAGUAACCACAUAUGACUAUGGUGACUUCAAUAACUAUGACGAUGGCCCUUGCAAGUACAAGGCACACGGAGCCAGCUUCCUGCCAGUGCUCUUCUUCAUCCUGGGGUUUCUGGGGAACGCUCUGGUCCUGUGGGUCAUCCUGCUGGGGGUGAGACUACGCAGCAUGACCGACGUGUGUCUCCUGAACCUGGCCUUGGCUGACCUGCUCCUGGUCUGCUCCUUGCCUUUCCUGGCCCACCACGCUAGAGACCAGUGGGUGUUUGGUGACGUCAUGUGCAAAGUGGUCCUCAGUGCCUACCACAUUGGCUUCUACAGUGGCAUCUUCUUCAUCACCCUGAUGAGUGUGGACAGGUACCUGGCCAUAGUCCAUGCAGUGUACGCCAUGAGAGCCAGAACACGGAAGUACGGGGCCAUCGCUGCCGUCGUGACCUGGCUGGCUGGAUUCCUGGCCUCGUUUCCUGAGGCACUGUUUCUUAAAGUGGAGAAACACAACGAGAAAGAAAACUGUCACCUCGUCUAUGAUGGACACGCUUGGGGAAUUUUUUGCCUUUUCAAAAUGAACACACUUGGUCUGCUAAUCCCCCUCGUCAUCAUGGGGUUCUGCUACACACAGAUAGUGAGAAAGCUUCUCAGUGCUCCAUCAUCCAAAAAGCAGGCCAUCAGACUCGUUCUCAUUGUGGUUGUGGUGUUUUUCUGCUGCUGGACUCCAUACAACAUGGCAUCAUUUGUCAAGGCCUUGGAGCUAAGUAA